AUGGCGCAGCAGCAACUGGGCACCAACAAUUUAAAUGGGACAAAUAGUGAAUAUACUGGAGAGGACUGUGAACAGCUCAUGACCAGAAGUGAAACUGACUCUUGGCAUGCAAAGUCAAGCACAAGGUCAAAGGUCAAGGUAGAGAGAGUGGCCCUGGUGGUUCUCUGUCUUCUGCUGGCAGCUGCUCUCCUCAUUAUUUAUCGCCUCAGUGAGUUUGCAACGUUUGAAAACAUGAAAACCAGAGAAUCACUGAAAAAACUGGAAGAUCACAUAAUGAAAGGUGAAAAUGUUCUGACAGAUGAUUCAUUUUAUAAAUGUGAAGAAGGCUGGGAGGAACAUGGAGGAAAGUGCUAUUACUUCUCCAUCAGUCAAUCAUCCUGGAAACAGAGCAGAGAUGAAUGUAGAGCUAAAGGAGGAGACCUGGUUAAGAUAGACAGCAGAGAGGAGCAGGCAUUCCUUGAGAGAAGAGUGAGAGAACAAAUGAAAGAAAGUGAGGACAAGUUCUGGAUCGGGCUGACCGACUCAGCAGUAGAGGGCAGAUGGUUGUGGGUGGACGGAUCACUACUGGAUGAAAGUUUGAAGUUUUGGACUGGCAAAGAGCCAAACAAUGUGGCAGGAAAAGAUCCUAAUGGAGAGGACUGUGUGAGGAUGGGAAAAGAAUGUGAAACUAAAGAUCUGAAGUGUUGGUUUGAUCAGUCCUGCUCAAAGCCUCAAAGAAGUAUUUGUGAGAAGCAGGAGUAA
Molecule: messenger RNA, 741 nt
Organism: Pelmatolapia mariae (spotted tilapia)
Lineage: Eukaryota; Metazoa; Chordata; Actinopteri; Cichliformes; Cichlidae
Product: hepatic lectin-like
Exons: 6
Coding region: 1-741 (246 amino acids)
Source: RefSeq, a predicted model, not a curated record